UGUGAAAGAUGAUUUCAAAUUAUUCUUACAAAUUUGACAAAGAUAAUGUUGGGAAAAAAAAGGUGUUCCGACGAAUUUGGGUGUAAAUAUACCCGAAAUUGGAGAUAAUAUUUCGAGAUUUUGAGGUGGUGCAGGUUAGAAAAAUCUGAAAAUCCAAAAUUUGUCCCCACAAAACCAAAUGAGAGGCAAAGGGAAGCCAAACCGGAUGACGAAGCUAAUGGCUCUGACAAGCCACACGAUUUAUCCCAUUUGUCAUAUUUACCAGCAAAUAAAACUACACAAACUCAUCUUUUAAACAGUCCAUUAUCCAUUUUCGGCUUCACAUCAUCAUUUUGUUGAAAUAUGAGAAUUUUGUGAAUCUUUUGGCCUGAUCUUGUGUGGAAAUGAUGAUGUUGCCAGUGUGCUCAGCCACUUCGAGUUGUUCAUCACAUUCAUUGAUUUCUUUCCGUCGAGGUUUGCGGCCCUGUUGUCCAUUUAAGAAGGAUUUUGAAUCCAGAUGUUUUGUGGAAGAUGGCACUGAUCUGGGCUUGACAAAUAGAAUUCAUCUCCACAGAAUAUCCUUUAAAACAGAAGCUACAAAGUCUUCAUUUUCUGGUUUCGUUGAAAACACUCAAUCAGUCCCUGUAGAUUUCAGUAAUUCCUGUCCAAGCGAAUUGGAUGGCAUUAAAUGCCAGCCAUCUGACAUAUGGAGUUCUUCAGUUGGAGCAAUAAAUGAGCUGCAACCUAUGGAAAGUGGAGAGCUAGAAUACAUUGACACUUCUGGUGUACCCGCUAUGGAAGAGGGACUCAAGGACUUUACAGACCAGAUGACUGAAAAUGUAGACAAGUUGAUGGGACCAGUAGAACCUGAAAUCAUGUCACCUAUUGAAUUGACACCCGAGAAUCCUGCCCCACUAUUGGAUUCCUUGGAUAUAGAUAGUAAUUCGACAUCCAAUGUAAAAAGCAGUUUUGAUGACUUUCUUGCUCGGGCUAGUGAAACCUUCAAUUCUUCAAUAAACAAAGGAGAAAAUGCUGUGAAAAACUUACUAGAUACAAUAACUUCAUCAAUAACAUCUGUCAAAAAAAGUGCUUUAGAUGUGGUUGAUAAUGCUCUUGGCGGGGUGUUUUCAUCUGUUGAUCAAACGGGAAAUUUAGCUGGCAAUAAGUUGACGAGUUUUUCAACUAACUUGACAGAAGCCUCAAGUAAAGCAACUGUUGUUGCCAUUGAUGUGUUGAGACGCACAAUUGUUGCAUUGGAAGAUUCUAUAGCAAAUGGGGCUUCUUUUGUUGUCUACUAUUAUGGCACCACUAAGGAAAUGCUUCCUCCAGAGAUCAAGGCUGCUCUUAAUUUGUCUGAAGAGAGAGCAAGUGAAAUUUUGAGACCUUUUGGGUCAGCUUUUCAACAGGUUUCAAUUGCCGUUGAGGGAUUGGAAAGAAGUAUUGGCUUGGAUUCGAAUGAUCCUAUUGUCCCAUUUGUUCUUUUCCUCGGAGGCUCUGCUACUUUGUGGGUUUUUUAUUGGGUGUGGACAUAUAGCGGUUACUCAGGAGAUUUAUCUCCUCAGUCAACUUUGGAGCUUUUGACAGGAAAGGAGAAUGCGGUUCUGAUUGAUGUCCGGCCUGAGCUUAUGAGAGAAAGAGAUGGUAUUCCUGAUCUUAGACGAGGAGCUCGAUAUCGCUAUGCAAGUGUAUAUUUACCUGAGGUUGAUGGCGCUGUAAGGAAAGUGUUGAGAGGUGGAAGACAGCUUGAUGACUCCUUAACUGCUGUUGUCAUUUCUAACUUGAAAAUUAUUCAGGACAGGUCCAAGGUUAUAGUAAUGGAUGUUGAUGGUUCUCGAUCCAAAGGCAUUGCAAGGUCAUUGAGAAAACUUGGAAUUAAGAGACCAUACUUGGUCCAAGGCGGUUUUCAGUCUUGGAUAGAAGAGGGUCUUCGAAUUAAGGAGCUGAAAGUUGAGACGGCAUUGACCAUACUCAAUGAGGACGCUGGGGCAAUCCUAGAAGAUAUCAAGCCUACUCCAUUGAAAGUUCUGGGGUUUAGUGUGGGAGCUGUUGCAGCAUUAUAUGCCCUACUAGAGUGGGAGAAGACUUUGCAAUUUAUUGCUGUCAUUGGCCUUGGUCAGACUAUUUAUCGGCGGGUUGCUUCAUAUGAGGAUGCUGAAGAUUUUAGAGAAGAUGUCAAGCUGCUGCUAACUCCUGUUAGACUUGGAGGUCAAGCGUUUUCAUGGGCUGCUGGAAAAAUAGAAACAAAUCGCCCUGGACUACCAACAUCACCUUCAUCCAUAGAUGUUCAAAACCGCGUGUUGCAGGCUGCAGCCAAGCUUGAAUCUCAACCGUCUGAUUCUGAUAGAACCCAAGAUCCAUCUGCUGAACCAGUAGCCCAAAUGAAUGAAAAAGUGGAUCUCUCUGAAGCAUAGAAGGGGUGGAUUCGAGUUAAGUUGGUUCAAGCUUAGAUUGGUGUUUAGUUCGAAUCAGCAAAGCUCAAGCUAAAGAAGGAUCAGAUGGUCGAGUUCGAGCUUAGCUUGAGAUUGACGAUGGUGCUAGAGUUUGCCUCGUUGAUAAUUUUUUUUUCUUCUAUUUCAACAAUUCCUCUUCUUAUUUUCUGAUGCUUCCUCUUCCAAGACAACUCAACUCCGACGUUAUUCAUAAGCUAGAGCUGAUUGAUUUGGAUUUUGGUUGAACUCGAAUUGACCUUUGGUCAGGCUCAGCUGAAGCCUUCCCUGCUUGGCAUCAACUGCUAUCUAUUCUUAAAUAAAUGUCUCAAGACAAGUUUAUUACAGCACUGUUGAAGUAAUUGAAAGUGAAAAUGUACUUUU
This is a messenger RNA of Mangifera indica (mango), 2789 nucleotides long. RefSeq lists its product as uncharacterized. Bases 384 to 2390 code for a protein of 668 amino acids. The transcript has 15 exons. Gene Ontology annotation, biological process: cellular response to calcium ion; de-etiolation; regulation of stomatal closure. Lineage: Eukaryota; Viridiplantae; Streptophyta; Magnoliopsida; Sapindales; Anacardiaceae. The record is from RefSeq and is a predicted model, not a curated record.